UAUUAUGGAUUAGAAGGGAGAUGAUAUUAUGGAUGAUAUUGCUGAUGCACUUGAUGGAGAGCACAAACUUAAUCUAACAGCCGAUCAAAAUGAUGAUGACGGUAAUUAAAACUCUAUUGGAAGAUGAGGCAAUAAAUAAGGAAUGUGAAAAUUUUCUAAAUUCUUUAAAGGGAGGAGAAGGCCAAAAUGUAGAAACUGAUUAAUUGCUUAAGUAAUUCUAAGGAAUGAUGGGAAAUAUCCUAGAGGGAAUCAAUCCUAACAACUAGUAGCUUCAAAUUUUUUAUUAAUAGGGAAUAACAAAAGGCAUUUUAAGACACCUUUGAAAAAUUAGAAUAAGCUCCAUAAUUUGAUGAAUUGGCUGACAAAAUGUUAUUGUAGUUUAUGGAUAAGGAUGUUUUGGAGUAGCCUAUGAAAGAAACAUAUGAUGCUUAUAACAAAUUUAUUUAAGUAUUGAUGAUUUAUUUUUAAGGAAAAUAAAAAUAAACUGAAUGAAGAAGAAUUAUUAAAAUACAAAAAAUAAAAAGACUGUGUUGAAAAGAUUAUUGAUCAAUUAAAUACUAAUCCUAAUGAUAAAGAAAAAUUAAUUUAAUUAUUUGAAAAUAUGUAGGCUGAAGGAGAUCCUCCUUAAGAAGUAUUUGGAGGAAAUGAAAAUCCUCUAAACUUUUUGAAUGCACCAACUGAAGGAGCUUAAGGGGAACCAUGCAAUAUAUUUUGAA
Paramecium pentaurelia is the source of this 716-nucleotide messenger RNA. The record is from the annotation of a GenBank genome assembly. Lineage: Eukaryota; Ciliophora; Oligohymenophorea; Peniculida; Parameciidae.